Molecule: messenger RNA, 752 nt
Organism: Cetraspora pellucida
Lineage: Eukaryota; Fungi; Glomeromycota; Glomeromycetes; Diversisporales; Gigasporaceae
Source: the annotation of a GenBank genome assembly
UUUGUAUAAUUCUGUCGAUAUUGUCGAUAAGCGUAUUAAUAGACGCAGGGGUAAAUCCGACAGCACCUAUCUCUGAUACUGUUUGUCAACCUGGUUCAACUCUCAGAAUAGCGUGGCAAGACGAUGGAAAAUCACCAAGUAUUGCGUCAUUUCCUAAAUUAAUAGUAUAUUUUAUGUCAGGCUCCGACCAACAACAAAAAUAUCUUGCAAAAGUUUGCGAACUCUUGCCUAGCAAUAGUCAAUUAUAUUGUGAUCAUGUUAUACCUCAAGUUAGACCUGUUGGCAAAUGGUACUUUUACAGGUUUACUGAUGGUGCUAAUACUACCAAUGAAUACUACACAACAAGAUUUACGAUUACUGAUUCAAAUGGUCAAUAUCCGCCAGCUACAUCUCCAGCGCCUCCAUCUGGAAAAAAUCCUGGCCAAGAUGGCGAAAUAGUAUCCAACUCGACCAAUUCUUCGCCAACUUCUUUAAUUGGUAGUUCACCAACUUCAAGCAGUAGUAUACCGACUUCUUCCAGCAGUGAUACACCAGCUUCCUACGUACCAGUGGCACAAGCGUCAAAAACCGCACAAUCCAACACUAAACCGUCGAGCGCUCAAACUGCCAAACAAUCUGGGUCUAGUAAAGAAGUAGCAGACUCAAAACCAAGCAAUGUUGUUAGCGGUGCUUCUUUCUUAGAGAAUACUAAAGAAUUAGUGUUCAGUGUAAUAGUAGGAUUGACAUUGAAUUUUUUGGUGCUUCCCAUUUGA